Messenger RNA from Metarhizium acridum CQMa 102, 1983 nucleotides. RefSeq lists its product as uncharacterized. The record is from RefSeq and is a predicted model, not a curated record. NCBI's taxonomy places the organism in Eukaryota, Fungi, Ascomycota, Sordariomycetes, Hypocreales, Clavicipitaceae.
AUGUGUCUGAUUGCCGACUCGGAAACCGCAUCGUUGGCUCCAUCCAACCCAUCCAUUACUGCUUCCAGGUCAUAUUCAUCUAUGCGAACCCCCGGAUAUAUCGAUCUUCUCGACGCACAAGGUGGACUUAGGCCGUACGACUUCCGCGCUCGCGUCCAAGCAGCUGGAGUAAGAGAUUACGGCGAAGAUGUUGCGGAACGCAACAUGGGCGAGAAUGGUGUUGAUGUCCGAAGCGCUGCUGCGAAACGCUUCUAUGAGCAAAAGAAGCGAACGUCUGUAACGACAUUGUCCAAUCUCAGCCACGUUUUGGAUGCGGAUGCUUCGACAUGCGCUGGUAGUGAAGCGGGUGAUAUGAGCCACAUUGACGGUUCAGUAUAUUCGUCAACCAGGUCAUUGUCCAGACUUUCGAUGGAGCCAAGGCAAGAAGUCAGCGGAGUUGUCGCUGGCCUAUCUACAGCGCGUGAAAAUUAUAAGAGAGCAGCCAAAUGCAGCAAGCUUGCACCCAAAGAGACACCGGAGCCCCGUAGUUCUCACAGAGAUCAACCUCUUGCAUCCGAAGCUAGCCACAUGCAACGUUACAACAACCGAAGCAGCUCCCGUGGACGAUCACUGUCGGCCAGACAUUGGAUCUCGACCGAACAACCGAUCGCUGGUAAGACGCGAAACGACCGCUGGGAGUCCCGGCAUCUCAGUCCCGAAUCACGGACCAGGUCUAUAUCACCUCCUUCUGUUCCUCGAUAUCGACCAGGCAGUAGCAUGACUACCAUGCGCGAAGAGGACAACCGCCCUUACUCCAAUUCGCAAUCUAUCCUACGGAGAGAUGGCUUCCAAAAUGACAAUAAUGAGGGCAGACAGAAAUCGGAUGACGAACAGUCAGAGUACGACAUUCCAUCAUCGAACCGUAUUCAUUUGCCGUAUAACUUGGAUGUUGGUCAAGCUGCUCCGCUGCAAUACCAUCCAGACUGGCAAGUUGCAAUCCAGCGUGCAGUUGAAGAAUCUCUAGCCAAGCUGCCGCUGUCAGCAGAUCUCAAGGCACUCCUUGAAUUGUCACACAGCGAGAUUCCACUCGAUGAUAUUCUCCAAAGAGUUCCCUUACGCCAUUCCUCAUUACACCAAGGCUCCAUUAUUAGUACGACACCAACAACGGAUUUCUCUGACUACGCAAGCAGCCAUACUGGCCGCCCUCACAGCCGCCACACCGCAACUACCUCUAUUGAUUCUUCUGCUAGAAUUGAUGUGCAUCACAAGAAAGCAUUGAACACUCAAGAAGACAAGAGCCUCGCAGGGGAUCAGUGUCAAAGUUCUCCAUAUCUCACACCAGUAGAGGAUGAAGAACUCUUGAUUACAGCGACGUCAACUGCCCCGACUUCUCAAUCUCAAAUGACACGGGAUGUUAAGAAAGGCACUGGGGACAAUGGUAUCUCGGAAGUCGAGGAGUAUGAAUGCUUAACAUCGGAUUAUUCUGAUGUUGAUUCCUUUACCGAGAAACGCAGACAAGUGCUGGACGAUGACGAGACCAAACUAUUCAACGAUGGGGGUUUUGGGGAUAUCAGCAACAAUCUACCCGGUAUUGCGAGCCCAAGGGAACGCAAGAAUUGCACGGUGUGUAUUAUCCUGGCCAACCUGCAGGGGCUUCCUGUGCAAACAGAGCUAUGCACGCAUGAUGGAUCAAUGACACGGAAGCAACGUCUUCGAGCGUUGGGGUAUGAUUACGACUCGGAGGAGAGUGAUACAGAACGAGACCUGGGACCGGUUAAAGGCCGCAGCAGGACUAAGAAGCUUACGGUUGGGACGAACGGCGGUCUGCGUCGUUUAAAACUUGUGGAUGACCGCAUCGAUGAAGAUAGCGAGGAAGAGCGAGGCGAAGCCACGUCGGCCAAAAACCGCCCAGAGCUCAGGAGGAAACCAAAGUUUCCAAACGGAAGACCAGGUCCUGUCUUACGACAAGAACGCGAAGCAGGAAAUAUUACCGACACGGACUAA